CGGCCUCGGAGCGCACCAAAAUACAUUGUAUCAUUUUUCAGUUAGUGCGGUCCGUGUUCACAUAUGUUGUUUUUACCGUACUCGAAACGCCGCACCUUACACCAUGUGACAACUGUCAGUGCUGUCAUUGGUCUCUGACAGCUCUGAUCCUCAUGACCACCCCCCCACGUUUCCAUGACAACCAGCCUGACACGCGGAAGCUAGCGAGAUGGAGAUAAACAAAGCACGUCUGUUGACCCUGGCGCUGGCUAUUAGUUUUUAUAUUAUUUGUUUAUCAAACUUUUGGCAAAUUGUUCAGUUUGAAAAUGAGACCCGUCUGCGUCGGGAGAGGAACGUGCUGAUGCAUUACAGGACGCAAUGCCAAAUGUUACGACUCAGGAGAAGACGUACCCUCAUGUGCUUCGUCAGACCACGAUCCCGAAAUGCCAGGAGCAUAUGGACAUUUCCACGCAGUAGUAAUUGGUGGCUAAACAUCUGCACCACCUGUACACCUGAGGAAUGGUACAAACACUUCAGAAUGCACAGACAGACCUUUGAUCAGCUGUGUGACACUCUACGGCCCUGGCUGACACGGCAGAAUACGACAUACCGAAGGGCAGUACCUGUAGAGGCUCGGGUGGCAAUUUGUAUCUGGAGACUAGCCACAAACCAAGACUACAGGUCAAUUGGGCAGCUAUUUGGUGUUGGGCUAUCCACAUGCUGCUUGAUCACCCAAGAGGUUGUGACUGCGAUCAAUGUUGUCAUGAAGCCGCAGUACAUAAAACAUCCCACUGCAGCAGAGUUUAGGCAAAUAAUCCAAGGUUAUAGAGAUAAAUGGCGAUUUCCUCAGGUUGUCGGUGCAAUUGAUGGGUCCCACAUAAAGAUCACAGCUCCACAUGAGAACUCCGCUGAUUAUUAUAAUCGAAAGGGUGACUACUCAAUUAUUUUACAGGGUGUGGUUGACCAUAAUAUGAAAUUCUGGGAUAUUAAUGUUGGCCGACCAGGGAAGGUACACGAUGCUCGUGUUUUUGCCCUUUCAUCUUUGUUUCAGCGUGGCAGUGAGGGCACCCUUUUACCCAGCUGGACUGAAAGAUUUGAGGGGGUCGACGUGCCUCUUCUUCUCUUGGGUGACUCAGCCUACCCUCUUUUAACCUGGCUGAUGAAACCUUACCCAGAGGGACCAGGGGUAACACCACAGCAGCUCAACUUCAACCACAGAUUGAGUCAAACCCGGAUGACAGUUGAGCGUGCCUUUGGGCACCUCAAAGGGCGCUGGCGCUGUCUCCUAAAAGUAAAUGAAACCCACAUAACUUUUAUCAGUCGAAUAGUGUCUGCCUGCUGUGUGUUACAUAAUUACUGCGUGGAAAACAAUGACGAAUAUAUCGAGCAAUACUGUGAAACAGCUGUUGAGGACAGAGAGGUUCAUCUGCCAGAGCAUCAUGGGCCAAUGCAACAAAUUAACAUUAGAAAUGCACUGUGUAGAUACUUUUCUACCAUGUAAAUGCACCUCACAAGCAACAUUGUCCAGUGCCACAUUUUUGUUUGGUAUCUGUUGACAUCUGUGAUUUGUAUAUUUUUAUUUGUUUGUGUUUUUGUAGAUUUAUCAUUUUACAAAAGAGGACCCUGUUUUGUGUUUGAAAAAAGAGAGGAUACAUCUUUGCUUUUGCUGUAAAUAGUUUAUUU
Molecule: messenger RNA, 1662 nt
Organism: Misgurnus anguillicaudatus (oriental weatherfish)
Lineage: Eukaryota; Metazoa; Chordata; Actinopteri; Cypriniformes; Cobitidae
Source: RefSeq, a predicted model, not a curated record